Messenger RNA from Drepanopeziza brunnea f. sp. 'multigermtubi' MB_m1, 543 nucleotides. RefSeq lists its product as uncharacterized. The record is from RefSeq and is a predicted model, not a curated record. Lineage: Eukaryota; Fungi; Ascomycota; Leotiomycetes; Helotiales; Drepanopezizaceae.
AUGACACGACGACAGCAACAACAAAAACCACAACGGAGAAAAGCACCACCAGCUUGGUCGAUGUUCCUGUCACGACACGACGAUGUAUCCCGCCUACUCGAAGUCGAAGGUCAUCCGUUUACAUUCCACAACCUCGAUGACGAACUUGGGUGUAGCAAAACUUACGACACGACGGUCAUGGGCAAGUUCCACUGCCGCAACCGGAAUUGCGAGUCGAAGAUAUGGGCAAGCAAGCGGGUCGCCAUCACCAUUCGCAUGUACCCGGGCAAGCGAUACAACGCAAGAGUGUACGGUCAACGUUGCAAGAAGUGCGAUUGGCUCUCCGUGCCAACGCUGGACGACUCAUAUGCAGAGAGGGUUGCGUAUCGUCUCUUGAAGUGGUCCGGGGUGGAGCAGGAGCGCCCGCAAUUCUCGGGCGAGAGCACAAUCCCACACCGCAGCGAUUUAUGCGAAGGAUGUAGAGCGGGACAUUGCGCCGAGGGCGAUCGUGUUAAUGGAGUUCUCGCCGCUCAAUUCUCAAACUUCUCGCUGAGGGGAACAUGA